AUGAAGUUUACAACCGCACUCACAGUCUUCCUCGCCUUCGGGCCCGCUACUGUCCUGGCUGCUCCCCUAACCCAGGAUGCUACUUCGGCCCUGACAGGUGGUCCUGCACCUGGAGGACCUGGUGAAGGAGCCAAAGCGCCCGCUGGACCUCCGAUGGGAGGCUCAUCUUCGCAGGGAAUGAGUGGAUCAUCGAUGGGGAAUGAGGGUUUGUUGGAUAAGGUUGAGAAGAUCCUUAAGGACGUUCUUGGUAGUCUGCGCAAGAGAGGUCUCGUUGAGGAGGUCGGGGACGUUCUUGAGAAGGCUUUACAAAACGCCAGCAAGCUUCUCAAUGGCGAGAGCUCCGGCAGCGAGAGCUCCUUCAGCACGCAAUCCACUGAUCCAGAUGCGCUCCCUCCCACCGCUCCUCAGGAUGGUAAGAGAGACGAUGACAAGGAGGCCCAGCCAGCACCACCUCGUGCACCAGUCCCUGCCUCAGCUCCAGUCCCUGCCCCGGCUCCAGCUCCGGCUCCAGAACUAGCACCAGCACCAGCACCCAAAAAAGGAAGCGCCUUCACCUCCGGCUCCGAACUCUCCAAACUCCUCGGCGGCCGUGCACUCCUCGACGAAAUCGACCCUGUGAACACCUCUGGCACAACAGCGCCCAUCUCCAACGACCCCAUCGAACCCACUGAAGCCAACAAGCUACCUGCCAAGCCCUCGGCACCUGCUCCCAUCGCCAAGGAAUCCUCCCCUGUCGAUGUUGCGCCCGUCGAUACUAAGAAGCAGAAGAUCGAGGACAAGAAGGAGAAGGAAGGCCCCAACGAAGGCACUCCCACUGGUGGUUUCUCGAUUACUCCCGAAGAUCUUGAGAAGUUGAAAAUGUUUAUUGCGUCUCAGGAUAAGGCUAAGAGUGUGCCUAGUAUGACUGAUGCUUAA
Messenger RNA from Talaromyces marneffei, 915 nucleotides. RefSeq lists its product as uncharacterized. Lineage: Eukaryota; Fungi; Ascomycota; Eurotiomycetes; Eurotiales; Trichocomaceae. The transcript has 3 exons. The coding region runs from base 1 to 915 and encodes 304 amino acids. The record is from RefSeq and is a predicted model, not a curated record.